CCAGGAUUGCCCACCCCUGCUCUAGGGGAAACACUGGAAAGAUUCUCCUCCUGAUGUGUUCUCACUGCUGCGCAUCAAAACACUGAGAAAUCCUGCUGGACUCCUUCAUCUUCAUCCUAUAACACUGCACUACAAGGUCAGCACGGUGAAAGUUUUAUCUGUUUGUGUGCAAACAUUUUCCACCAAUCCGAGGCGAGGACCGUGGUUUCACACAUGUUCCGUGUCCCAGCUCCUCACACGACAGCCUAAAAGUCCAAACGCUCGCCGCUUCAGCACUUUGCCUUUAGCCUGCGGCGUGUGAGGAUCGCAACAGGCCAGAUGGUUUCUCAGGGGCUUCAGAUGACCGGGAUCCUGAUGGCCUCCGUCGGCUGGCUUCUGAGCGUGGUGGUGUGUGGCUUACCCACCUGGAAGGUGACGGCCUUCAUCGGCGCCAACAUCAUCACGGCUCAGACCAUCUGGGAGGGCCUGUGGAUGAACUGUGUGGUGCAGAGCACGGGUCAGAUGCAGUGUAAGGUGUACGACUCCAUGCUGGCGCUGCCUCAGGACCUGCAGGCCGCCCGGGCCAUGCUCGUCAUCUCCAUCAUCGUAGGCAUCUUGGGCGUCGCCGUGUCCGUCGUCGGGGGGAAGUGCACCAACUGCGUGGAGGAYGAGCGAGCCAAAUCGAAGGCUUGCAUCACCUCCGGGGUGCUGUUCAUCACCUCCGGGGUGCUCUGUCUCAUCCCGGCCUCCUGGUCCGCCCACACCAUCAUCAGGAACUUCUACAGCCCGCUGCUCAUCAACGUCCAGAAGUACGAGAUCGGCUCGGCGCUCUACAUCGGCUGGGCGGCUUCGGCCCUGCUGCUGAUGGGAGGGGGGCUGCUGUGCUGGAACUGCCCCCCCAAGAACCAGCACCACUACGUGCCCAAGUUCACCCCCGUGAAGUCCGCCACCGCGUCCAGAGAGUUCGUGUGAACCGUUUCCACAAACGUGCACRGACUCUGAAGGCGGGAAACUGUCGGCUGCUUUGAGACGCGCAGGAUUUUUAUCAAAUCUUAAAACUAAAAUACUUCCUGAAACAGAAAAAAAGCUUCUCACAGGACAGGGAGCAGGUUUGUGAAGCUCAACAACAACUUGUGUUGCUUUUAGUGACACAUCGUCAAAAAUUCAACUUUAUUCAAACCUUUAAAACAGGGUUUGCUUCCUUUUAUUUUGAAGAAUCAAAGAGCCUUGACUGUGAUUAAAAAGUUACUUUCAAAUGAAUUCAACUUUAUUAUUGAUAAAACAGCUCCAUGUAACCGUGAUGACUCGUUUUAACAAACAGGAGCUUUAUUUUGUUUGUCUUUUUGGUCU
Austrofundulus limnaeus is the source of this 1329-nucleotide messenger RNA. RefSeq names its product claudin-4. The coding region runs from base 319 to 951 and encodes 210 amino acids. The record is from RefSeq and is a predicted model, not a curated record. NCBI's taxonomy places the organism in Eukaryota, Metazoa, Chordata, Actinopteri, Cyprinodontiformes, Rivulidae. Gene Ontology annotation, molecular function: structural molecule activity. The transcript has 3 exons. Gene Ontology annotation, cellular component: membrane; bicellular tight junction.